UAAUCUUCACAUGGCGCAUGUAAUUUGAGUGCCGCUUCAGUCCGUGGUGUGAUAAAAACAAAUUGAUAAACGCACAAUCGCCCCAAUGCCAUUAUUGUUAUGUGUCGCAUGAUGUCUUUACGGGAUUCCCACGCCUGAAAUGACAUGAAUCCUCGUCAUUAAACCCAACAAUCGUCCAUCCGAAAUUAGCAUGGCGGACGAACACAGCAGCGAAGAAUCCGACAACGACAACCAAGAGGAAUUGGCAGGUGUGUUGAGUAAAUGGACUAAUUAUAUACACGGAUGGCAGGACCGUUAUAUCGUUUUGAAAAAUGGAACUUUGUCGUAUUAUAAAAGCGAACAGGAAAGCGGGUACGGAUGUAGAGGAGCUUUAUCCCUUGCCAAAGCAGUUAUCAAACCCCAUGAAUUUGAUGAGUGCAGGUUCGAUGUCUCCGUCAAUGAUUGUGUCUGGUAUCUUCGAGCCGAUUCUGUUGAAACCAAACAAAUCUGGGUUGAUGCGCUAGAGUCUUACAAGUUGGAGUCCGGCUAUGGUACUGGCUCUGAGAACAGCUUGAAACGGCAUGGCUCCACCGUCAGCCUCCAGUCCAACACCUACAGCACCGCUUCCGGAAACAGCUUCAAACGUUCAUCUCGCAAUUUGCGCGAAAAGCUUGCCGAAUUGGAUACUUUUAAAGAUAUUUUAUGCCGACAAAUUGAAACUCUCCAAGAAUAUUUCGAUUAUUGUGUGGAUAAUGAAGCACAAAAUGUAUCAAAUAAAGAAAAAUUGCCUGCCAUUGAUUUUAAAGGUGAAGCGAUAACGUUCAAGACUACCACGAAAGCAGUUUUGGACACUUUGGAGCACUGUGCCGAUUUGGUGGCACAAAGAGAAGAAUCAUGGCGUAGCAGACUUGAGAAGGAAAUCGAACGAAGAAAAAGGAGUGAAAAUCUGGCGAAAAGCUACUUUGCACAACUCCAGAAGUCGAGGGUUGUGCAUCCAGGCCCGGAUUUGGAGGAAGGCCCCCAUAGCGUGUUGGCCGACGACGAAUUCUACGAUGCCGUCGAAUCCGGUUUAGAUAAGAUGGAAGAGGAGCAAGAGUUGAGGGAAAGACUGAAAAGCGGCCAAGUAAUUCCCGUCACUCCACCUCCGACGUCGCCAGCGGCCUUGCAUCGUUUAUGGCCAGAAAUCGAAAAAGUUGUGAAACAAGAAGUUGCGAUGGCGAAGUUAGGUGUAGGUGAAUCCGGUAGUGGAUGGCAAUUGUUUGCCGAAGAUGGAGAAAUGAGGAUGUAUAGGAGAGAAGAAGAGGUCGAUGGAAUGGUCGUCGACCCCCUCAAGGCUGUGCAUGUGGUUAAGGGGAUCACGGGACACGAGUUAUGUCACUACUUUUUCAACCCGCAGUACAGAUACGACUGGGAAACCACAUUGGAACACAUGAACGUGCUCGAGACCAUAUCUGAGGAUACUUUGGUAUUUCACCAAACACACAAAAGAAUAUGGCCGGCGAGUCAGAGAGACGUCGUUUUUUGGUCGCAUUUGCGUCGAUUUCCCAACGAUCAAGACCGAGACGGCCCUGAUAUUUGGACUGUGGUUAAUAACUCCACUGAGCAUCCUGAUCAUCCUGCGAAUGCGGGUAAAUGUGUAAGGAUUUUUUUGACAGUAUGUCUUUUAUGUCAAACGCGAGUUGAUCCACCGAAAGCCGGAGCACCAGUAACUAGAGAUGACAUUACCUGUAAAAUAAGUUAUUGUUCUGUCGUGAAUCCUGGGGGAUGGGCCCCGGCGUCGGUACUCCGGGCUGUUUAUAAACGAGAAUAUCCGAAAUUUUUGAAGAGGUUUACUGCUUAUGUUAAAAACCAAACGAAAGAUAAGCCUAUUAUGUACUAAAACAUAAGAAUCUUUUUUAUGGUUUACAUUGUUAAUUUUAUUUAUAUUUCGUAUAUUAUUAAAUGUUAUAUUCUGUU
Messenger RNA from Tribolium madens (black flour beetle), 1935 nucleotides. RefSeq names its product ceramide transfer protein (gene cert). Gene Ontology annotation, cellular component: Golgi apparatus. Gene Ontology annotation, biological process: ER to Golgi ceramide transport. Gene Ontology annotation, molecular function: phosphatidylinositol-4-phosphate binding. The coding region runs from base 191 to 1858 and encodes 555 amino acids. The transcript is spliced from 9 exons. Lineage: Eukaryota; Metazoa; Arthropoda; Insecta; Coleoptera; Tenebrionidae. The record is from RefSeq and is a predicted model, not a curated record.